AAUUAGGGUUUUUACUGCUCGGAUUUAUUUCUGGUUUUUAGGGUUAGGGUUUAUGAGAGCAACGUCGUGCUGAUAACGUGUUGUAAAUGAAGUGUUGGGGAAAUACUUCUGUUAUCAUUACUGUCGACCAGAAGGUCCAUAUAUAUACAAGGUAUUAGACCGUCAUAAGAUCAUGUUUAUCCUAACAAGAUAAGGAUAAGGAUAAACACUAUGUUACAGAUAUACAUGGAAUAUAUACUAGAUAAACACAUAGUCUCUGGUUGUCUUUAUCAUGUUCCGGAUUGGGCCUGUAGUACGGGCUGGUCUAUGGUCGAUCAUCAUUUGGUUUAUAACAUCGGCUCCAUUUUUGCCUCUUUUAUUUGGGUUUUGCCUCCAUUCGAUCUGACCCAAAUACUAUUAAAGUGUUUAUAUCUUUAAAUAUCUCAAUCACUGUCUCGAUGAAACCACAUUUCGCAUAGAAAUCAAAAAACCUACAAAAACGAAUCUACGAAAAGUCCGUUCCUUUAACGUAAUCAUGUAUAGCUUUCCCUUUCUCCAAAUCUCCUGACCGUGCACUAGCCGAAAGAGUCGAGACGAUCGUGACGUUAUCAGGUUUGAAGCCACAAGCGACCAUUUCGUCGAAGAGGCUGAUCGCUUCUCUGCAACAGUUCAUCCAUACCCAGCGAUCGUUGGAGAUGGGCUUAGCACAGGCCCAUUAAGAGCUAAGCCGAAAAUCAGAUCCGGCCCGUUAAACAACAAUUGAUGAUUUCGCUAGAAGACAAAACAUACGUCACUAUAAAUAGAAGACGCCAGACUCAUUAAAAGGACGGUCAGAAACGUACAUAAAGUACAGAAAAGGAGAACAUCGCCUCUUCAUCACAGACAAAGUCUUGGAAGACCUCGACCACUAGGCGAGCUCGGCCCAGACGACCUCAAACCAUAAAAUAGAAAGAUACUUGUUUAGACGAACUGUUUAGACGAGCAUCUUUAGUUCUUGUAAUUGUCCGAACUUGUUUAUUCUUGACUAUUAAUACGAAAAUCUCCACCUCUUUAUAUCAUUUAUAAAUAUUACAUCACCGACCAGAUAUGGAAACAAUAAUUGGCGCCCACCAUGGGGCAGGAGAUUCUUCUUCACCUCAAGACAGCUCGGCAGUCACAGAACCCACAGCGCAACCAGACUCCCCGAUUUCUGCAACCAACGACCAUCCUGGAAUAACGAGCGCACAACUAGCUGCAAUGACAAUCACGGACCAUCUAGCCAACACCUCGACGCUAGUGGCGACGACCUCGGGCGAACCAUUAAUGGUGGCAACCUCGGACCAUCUGGGCAACACCUCAACGCUAGUGGCGACGACCUCAGACGAACCAUCAAUGGUGGCAACCUCGAACCAUCUAGCCAACACCUCGUCGUUAGUGGCGACGACCUCGACCCAGCCAUCAUUGGGGACAACCUCGGCCCUUCCAGCCAACAACACAACGUCUAUGGUGGCGACCUCAGCCCUACCAGCAGCAGUUACGACCUCGCGUCAUCUAGCCGACACCACGUCUCUCAUACCGACGACCUCGGGCGAACCAUCAAUGGUGGCAACCUCGGACCAUCUAGCCAACACCUCGACCCUAGUGGCAACGACCUCGGGCGAACCAUCAAUGGUGGCAACCUCGGACCAUCUAGCCAACACCUCGACGUUAGUGGCGACGAUCUCGACCCAGCCAUCAAUGGUGACAACCUCGGCCCUUCCAGCCAACAACACAAAGUCCAUGGUGGCGACCUCGGCCCUACCAGCAGCAGUUACGACCUCGCGUCAUCCAGCCGGCACCACGUCUCUCAUACAGACGACCUCAGUCCAACCAAUAAAUCUUGAGACUUAUGCUCGGAUCACAACUCCUGUGCAACCCACAAACAGGACAACACCUGUCGUAACCCCAGCUGCAACACAACCACCUAACACAAGAACGAUGUACUCCACUCAGCCAGACAUCUCCAUGAUCUUUCAGACCCUUCUCGGAAGGAUCGACGAGCUCGCUCGAGGAACGAACUCUCGUUUGGACGACCUCGCGUAUUCUAAGAUUGCUUGCAACAACCGCAUUAACGAACUCCAGUCUGUCGAGAUUGGCGCAUCAAGAUCACAACAAGUUGAUAUCACUCCACGACUCCAGCGUGUUCUUUUCAACGAUUUACCAACACCAAUGACCGGUUCAGGACAGCAGCGAUCAAUCCAAGCCAACGAUCUACGUGCACCAAUCACAAGUUCCGGACAAAAACAUCAGAAUCAUGUGAACGAAUCUUCAGCACCAAUCUUCAGCACGAAUCGACAGCAGCGCCCAAGUUAUCUAAAUGAUCAACAUCUUCAAAACAUCAAUUUCCCGCAUAUCACCAACAUGGAGACCCAACACAGAGACGACGACAUUGAAGAAAUGAGGGCUCAGCUGCAAAGCAUGAACUCCAAAGUCUAUCAGGCAACCAUCACAGCACCAGAGAUCGAUCGUGUACUCCGCGAGACCCAGAAUACACCUUUUACAUUUCGUCUCCUCAGUAUCCCUGUCCGACAUCAGAAGAACAAAAUCAAACUCCUGACUUACAACGGAACAUCUGAUCCAAGAGAGUAUCUAACCGCCUUCAGCAUCGCAACCGGGAGAGCCAAUUUCUCACCAGAAGAACACGAUGCCGGUCUCUGUCAAUUGUUUGUGGAAAAUUUGAGCGGACUCGCCCUCGGUUGGUUCUCACGCCUUGAAACCCUUUCUAUCGACAACUACAAUCAACUCUCGACGGCCUUCCUCAAACACUACUCGCUGUUUAUCCAACAGAGUGAAACUAAUGCCGACCUAUGGACUUUGGCUCAAGAACCUACGGAAACACAACGCUCGUACAUCGACAAGUUCAGAGUCAUCGUUUCUCGCAUCACCGUACUCGACGAAGCAGCAGUCCUCGCACUCCGAAAUGGUCUUUGGCACAAAUCACCAUUUCGAGAAGAGCUCAUGAAGUAUAAACCACAGACUCUGGAAGAUGCACUCCAUCGGGCGAUAACUUUCAUCGAAAUCGAAGAAGAUAAAGCUGCAUUCAGCAAAAAGCACGCAGCCACCAAAAAAUCAUCUUCGAAAGAUAAAGAGCCUGAUGAAUACUACGAACCUAGACAGCAUUAUGACAAAGCGUACAAAGAUGGAAAGAGCAGAAAAGCAUCCAAUUAUCAAAUCAGCGACCAACCAUCCAGUUGCUCCACAGGAAAGCACGCUCGCAACAGUCAAGGAUCAGAAGAUGCCCAGACAUAUUGCAGUUCUAUAAAAAAUAUAAAAAAUAUACCUAAGAAGAAGGCGCAAGCAAGAAGACCGGCGCACCCCAGAUGUACCAAAAAUAAGACUCCAGGAGGAUCCGCCCUUUUAAUCCAAGCAUUUACUUUCCUUGUAAAGGUGAACUACGGUCGGCUUGAUCCCCGCCUGUGGGGUACGUAGGCAACCUCUCACGAGGCUCAGUUAGUUCUAUUAAAAAAUUAUAUAUUCUUCAAACAAAUAUCAGGUAGGAUACGACCAUCUCUCACGUAAAAAAAUACGAGAUCCGUUCUCAGUGCUGCAGCUCCGCGCUCACACAAUCAAAUUUCCAAAAAAUACGAGAUCCGUUCUCAGUGCUGCAGCUCCGCGCUCACACUUAAUCAAAUUUGCAAAAAAAAAAAAAAAAAAUACGAGAUCCAUUCUCAGUGCUGCAGCUCCGCGCUCACACUUAAUCGAAUUUGCAAAAAAAAAAAUACGAGAUCCGUUCUCAGUGCUGCAGCUCCGCGCUCACACUUAAUCGAAUUUGCAAAAAAAAUAUACGAGAUCCGUUUUCAGUGCUGCAGCUCCGCGCUCACACUUAAUCAAAUUUGAAAAAAAUAUAUACGAGAUCCGUUCUCACUGUUGCAGCUCCGCACUCACACUUAAUCAAAUUUGCAAAAAAAAAAAUACGAGAUCCGUUCUCAGUGCUGCAGCUCCGCGCUCACACUUAACCCAUCAACUAAAAAAAAAAAAGUUCAUAUUUUCAACCUGAGUCAAUAAACGGGAUGCACUGCCAAACCUCCGAUCGCCUCACCUCAGUCCAACCCCGAGCCCUCGUCGCUUUGAAGUAUUCCACGCACUCACUAUCACUAGGAGCAAGAGGAACACCAACUAAAUGAGAGACGAGCUCGAACCAGAAGACGACGAGCUCAACCCACCUCACCACGACACGGCUCCGUCGACAAAUGGCAAGCUUGGGAUAGCAAGAGACAAGCUCGAACCAAGGGACGAGCUAGGAACGACAGGAAGCAAACUUGGAACAAAACUGAAGAGCUUGAAACAAAAGCCGAACUCGAAGCCACCAUUAACAAACUCAUAGCAUCAGAUGAGCUCGGAACAUCAGACAAGUUUGGGAUCUCCAGCAACGAAAUUGGAGCCACCAUUGAUGAGCUUGGGACGACAGGAGACGAGCGCGGGAUCUUCAACAACGAGCUUGGAGCCGCCAUUGACGAGCUUGGGAUGACAGGAGACGAGCUCGGGAUCUUCAACAACGAGCUUGGAGCCGCCAUUGACGAGCUCGGAGCCACCAUUGAAGAGCUCGGGACAUCAAGAGGCGAGCUCAGAGCCGCCAUCGACGAGCUCCAGAAAUCAAGAGGCAAGCUCGGAGCCGCCAUUAACGAGCUCAGAGCCACCAGCAACGAGCUCGGAGCCGCCGUCGAUAAACUCGGGACGACAGGAGACAAAAUCGGAACCUCCAUUGACGAGCUCUUCUCAAACCCAGCUCCUCCUUCGACGAGCUCAGCCUCUCCCAACGAACUCAGAACCACCAUUGACGAGCUCUUCUCCAGCUCAGCCCCUCCUUCGACGAGCUCAGCCUUUCACCGGUGACAAGCUCAGCUCCUCCUUCAACGAGCUCAGCCUCUCUUCCCCACACCACAGACCAAGACCAAACAACCCUUCCUUCAAACAAGCUCAGCCUCUCUUCCCCACACCACAGACCACGACCAAACCGUUUUAAAAAAAAAAAAAAAAAAGGAGCUCAGCCUCUCUCUUUCCCACACCACAGACCACGAGCAAACAACCCUUCCUUCAAACAAGCUCAGCCUCUCUUCCCCACACCACAGACCACGACCAAACCUUUAAAAAAAAAAAAAAAAAGGAGCUCAGCUUCUCUUCCCCACACCACAGACCACGACCAAACAACCUUUCCUUCAAACAAGCUCAGCCUCUCUCCCCCACACCACAGACCACGACCAAACCUUAAAAAAAAAAAAAAAAGGAGCGCAGCCUCUCUUUCCCAAACCACAGACCACGACCAAACCUGUUUUUUCAAAAAAAAAACAAGCUCACACCACAGACCACGACCACUAGGCGAGCACAACCUCUCCAACAAUUGCUUCCGCCUGUUUUCAACGAGCUCAGCCUCUUCUUUCUUACACCUCAAACCCACGACCAAAACCCCUUUUUCUUUAAAAAAAAAAGUGUCGGCAGGGAGAUAAAGAAAGGAGGAGGACCACCCAAAAAUAAAAAUAAAAAUAAAAAUACAAAUAAAAAGAUAAGAAAUAGAGAGAAGGAACCACCCAGCGAUGAGACUGUUCCACGACACCAAAUCACGAAAAGGCAUUGAAUCGAACAGCCCUCAUGCCCGAGCAACCUCACGUCUCUUUCCCCACCUAUUUCUUGCGAGCUCAUCGUCUUUUCGACUCCAUCUCUCCUCCGUCGUGUUUGCCGGACAGUCUCUUCAUGGCUUCCACCGAAAACCCUCCAAUCGUCUUUGUCCACGGCCAGCCGAGUUAAAUCUCUUGGGUGUUAUGAGGCGGGAGGAGGAGGAGAUAGCUCGAAGCAUGUCUUCCAUUAUAAGGAUUUUCGUUGUGAAAAAGCUGAGAGAUUUCUGUUGUGUGGAGUUUAUCCCUUUUGAAACUUUCUCCAAGCAUCUCUUCCAUUAUAAGGAUUUUCAUCAUCUUUCAAGAGAUUAAUAGUGAUCGAAUUUUUUGGGCUGAUUUUCUUUGACAUGUUUCAGUGAAAAAAUCAUUCUAUUGUUUAAUAAUAGUCUUCGUAGAUGUGUGAUGAUAUAUGCAGUGGAUAGCCAGACUUGAUUCAUGUUUCUGUUACUUAUGAUCAUUUAUGGGUGUAUGUUUACAUGACCUUGUUUUUGUUGCAGACUGGGAAGCCCGUGCAGGUCGUGAACCCAGUCAAUUACUCUCCGUUGAAGACUAUUUGACUAAACAAAGGAAGGAGUCAGGUUCUAAGGAGCUGUUCUUGAAUUCAGAGCAAAGAAAGGAGUCGCCAAGGAGCAGGUGUAUCUGGAUAACAUCCAAUGCAAUGAUCCGUAAUAGAAAUCAUUUUUAAGUUUUGAACUUUUGUUUUUCUUGUUCUCUUUUCAUUUUUUUUGUUUUCGUUUUGUCUAUAUCAUGCUUAAUGAUCUAGUAUGUUUUAGCUUGUAUCACAAAUUUUUAUUAGUUUUAUUUAUUUUUAUAUAUUAUUUUUCUCACUAA
Brassica napus (rape) is the source of this 6437-nucleotide messenger RNA. RefSeq lists its product as uncharacterized. The transcript is spliced from 2 exons. The record is from RefSeq and is a predicted model, not a curated record. Lineage: Eukaryota; Viridiplantae; Streptophyta; Magnoliopsida; Brassicales; Brassicaceae. Bases 1066 to 3426 code for a protein of 786 amino acids.